UCAAAAACCUUUUAAACUUUAACCUAUAAAAUUCUUUUUUUAAUAGUUUAUUUUAAAGCACAAUUCAUAGCAUUUAAAGCUCUAUUAAAAAUUGUUAAUUAUUUUUUAAAUUCAAAACUCGUAAAAGUAAAAAUUUUAAAUUCCUUUUCGACAAAUACUGCCAUUUUUCCAAAAAGUUUAUAACUGUUAAUCCUGUUAAUUGUUACCAGGGCUCCUUGACCUCUAUAUUAUCAACUAUUAUUUUAUUUCUUACAAUAAAAAAAGUAAAUAAUUCGUUUCGUGGAUAUUCGCGUAUAUAUGUGUCGAUAACAAUAUGUAUAUACAUGAGAAAGGGAAAGGAAAAACAUUCACGCGUGUGUAAGGUGUAAGUGUCAAAUGAUGAGUUUGUGAAUUAACACAAAUACUCUACUUCUUGACCAUCAAAUACAUUUUAGCCCCGAAAAAAAGGAACAACGUGUUUGGAAUUAUUCAUAAAGGAAACAUGGUCACAAAUGGUGAAUGGUAAUCAGCAAUUUCGUGAGAACUCCGAAAAUUCAUCUACUAUGUCCAAACAUCCUCAACAAAAUAGUCAAUAUCUCAAGUAUAUGAGUCUGGUAACUCUUUCGGUGCAAAAUGCUCUUGUCAGUCUUAGCAUGCGAUAUUCUCGCAUUAGGCCGGGGGAGAGAUUUUUAUCGUCUACUGCGGUAGUAAUGGCGGAAGUAGUGAAACUAAUUACCUGUUUAAGUCUCGUGUACAUUGAGGAAGGGAGUUUUUCGAAAUUCUUCAAUUCUCUUAAUACGACAAUUAUUAAGCAACCAUUGGAUACAUUAAAAGUUUGCGUGCCAUCUUUAAUCUAUAUUAUACAAAAUAAUCUUCUCUACGUUUCGGCAUCAAAUUUGGAUGCAGCAACUUAUCAGGUCACUUAUCAAUUAAAAAUUUUGACAACGGCCUUCUUCGCAGUCGUUAUUUUGCGAAAAUCACUCCAUCGAUUACAGUGGUUAGCUCUAUUUUUCCUCCUGAUGGGCGUAAUUCUCGUCCAAUUAGCAGAAAGUGGUCCUCAAAAAGUACCAUCAGGAAUUGAACAAAAUCGUCUCGUUGGAGUUGGUGCGGCACUAACUGCAUGCUUCCUCUCGGGCUUUGCGGGAAUUUAUUUCGAAAAAAUUCUAAAGGGCUCCGAUAUAUCAGUCUGGAUGAGAAAUGUCCAAUUAAGUCUUCUCUCAUUACCAUUCGGUUUAUUCACCUGCCUAAUGAAUGACGGUGAGGUAAUUUUAAAUAAAGGAUUUUUCGUCGGCUACGAUUGGUUCAUCAAUUAUUUAGUGUUACUACAAGCCUGUGGUGGUUUAAUUGUUGCUUUGGUUGUGAAACACGCGGACAAUAUUUUAAAGGGUUUCGCAACAUCAUUGGCUAUUAUUAUUUCUUGCGUCGCGUCAAUUUAUUUAUUUAAUUUUGAACUCUCCUUACAAUUCACCUGUGGUGCUCUUCUCGUUAUAUGUUCAAUUUUCCUGUACGGACAUCAGCCAAAAAGUAUGACAAAUAUCAAGCACACGCGUCUAGAAAAAAUAUGAGAUUUGUGAAAAAGUUGAAGAGAACUUAUGAUAAUUGAAACAAAUGAGAGAAUGUUUGUAAAUUGAGUAUAAAAAGAAGUUUUUAAAAAUAUAUAUACAAAUUUAGAUACAUAAGACUUGUAAACGGCUAAAUAAUGAAUGUCGCCUAUUGUUGAAAGUAUUAUAUAAACUUUAAAAGUUAAUUUAUUGUAGAUUUCCGUCAGAAAACGAAAAAGAAAACAAACAAACAAAUAUAUAUAUAUAUAUAAAUAUUUUUCUACAAAGUUAAUCGACAGAAUGCGAAUUUUGUAUUCUUCUUGUACUUAAAUGGAAACAAAUUAUAUACAAAUUAUACAAAUAAAUGCGAAUUUAAUUUAUAAAA
Molecule: messenger RNA, 1905 nt
Organism: Leptopilina heterotoma
Lineage: Eukaryota; Metazoa; Arthropoda; Insecta; Hymenoptera; Figitidae
Gene: Ugalt
Product: UDP-N-acetylglucosamine transporter
Exons: 5
Coding region: 492-1544 (350 amino acids)
Biological process (GO): pyrimidine nucleotide-sugar transmembrane transport
Cellular component (GO): Golgi membrane
Molecular function (GO): UDP-galactose transmembrane transporter activity
Source: RefSeq, a predicted model, not a curated record